CUCAAUUUGAGGUUAUGAAAAGCGGACUCAUAUAGUUAGCAGUUGUUUCUUUCAGGACUGCUUUUAAAGUUACUCCAGCUGCAAGAUACAGGCAGGUCAAGAACUGUUAACUGUUUUGAAAGCGAUUUACACCAUUGGCCGUUUUUGACUUAUCUACAGAACCAUUAUGUCCGUGUGCAGUGCUGUUCGGUUGAUUCAGUCUCGCAGUGGUGUGAGGUUUCAGAGCAGAACAGUGCGCAGCAGCCACACCAGUUUAUCAGCUGGAGAUAUCAGAGAAAAACUGCGGGCAUUUCCAGGAGGAUCCAUAGACCUGAAGAAACGAGAGUCAGGCAUGGCAGUGAUCACCAUCAAUAACCCAGCACGCAUGAAUGCCUUCUCAGGUAGCAUGAUGCUUGAAUUGGAGGAGCGGGUGCAUGAGCUUGAGACCUGGUCAGAAGGGAAAGGGGUCAUUGUACAGGGUGCUGCAGGAACAUUCUGCUCUGGAGCUGAUUUGAAUAUGGUCAAAGCAAUAGCAAACCCACAGGAUGGGAUAAAGAUGUGCGAGUUUAUGCAGACCACUCUUACAAGACUCCUUAGGUUGCCACUCAUCUCUGUGGCACUGGUUGAAGGAAAAGCAUUGGGUGGUGGGGCAGAAGUCACGACCGCCUGUGAUUUCAGGUUGAUGACGUCUGGUGGUGUUAUCCAGUUUGUCCAUAAGCAUAUGGGUUUAGUACCCGGUUGGGGAGGAGCUUCAAGGUUGGUUCGUAUAGUUGGCAGCCAGAAUUCCUUGAAAUUGCUUGCGGGGGCUAAAAUGGUGGAUCCAGAGUUCGGAAAACAGAUUGGACUGGUGGAUGAGGUGCUCCAUUGCUCUUCUGGUGAGAGGAAUACGCUGGAUCAGGCAGAGCAGUGGCUCAGUCAGUUCAUUAAAGGGCCGGAAGCAGUCAUCCGAGCUGUUAAAAGAGUUGUUCUCUCAGGACGAGAGCUUCCAUUAGAAGAAGCACUUACAUCUGAGAGAAAUGUGUUUGGGACAGUGUGGGGUGGUCCAGCCAAUCUUGAGGCACUGGCUUUGAAAACAAAAAAGAAGUAACUGAGAAUAUCAGCAUUAGUUAAAGUGAUACUUCACCCAAAAAUGAAAAUUCUGUCAUCAUUUACUCACCUUCGCGUUGUUCUAAAUGUUUAAGAAUUUCUUUGUUCUGAUAAACACAGAGAAAGAUAUUUGGAAUGAUGCCUACAACAAAACAGAUCUCAACACCCAUUGACUCCUAUAGUGGAACAAAAUUAAUUUAUAUAUUUUUUCGUUCUGUUGAACACAAAAGAAGACAUUUUGCAAUACAGUUCUGGGGCAAUUUUGACUAUCUCUGGUUUUUUUUCCUACUAUGGUAGUCGAUGGGUGUUCAGAUCUGUUUGGUUAUAAGCAUUAUACCAAAUAUCUUUCUCUCUGUUCAUCAGAACAAAGUAAUUUAUACUCAUUUGGAACAACGCGAAGGUGAGUAAAUGAUGACAGAAUUUUCAUUUUUGGGUGAAGUAUCCCAAGAAGUAAGACUUGUUCAAUCACAUAAUAAACAUGAAUGUCUGACACACACACACACAAAAAAAAACCCCAAUAAAUGAUCCAUUUUAUGAUCCA
Triplophysa dalaica is the source of this 1606-nucleotide messenger RNA. It is a transcript of the gene echdc1, whose product is annotated as enoyl CoA hydratase domain containing 1. Gene Ontology annotation, biological process: fatty acid beta-oxidation. Gene Ontology annotation, molecular function: enoyl-CoA hydratase activity. The record is from RefSeq and is a predicted model, not a curated record. Bases 167 to 1066 code for a protein of 299 amino acids. Gene Ontology annotation, cellular component: cytosol. NCBI's taxonomy places the organism in Eukaryota, Metazoa, Chordata, Actinopteri, Cypriniformes, Nemacheilidae. The transcript has 7 exons.